Molecule: messenger RNA, 1934 nt
Organism: Protopterus annectens (West African lungfish)
Lineage: Eukaryota; Metazoa; Chordata; Ceratodontiformes; Protopteridae
Gene: STRAP
Product: serine/threonine kinase receptor associated protein
Exons: 9
Coding region: 375-1364 (329 amino acids)
Biological process (GO): spliceosomal snRNP assembly
Cellular component (GO): SMN complex
Molecular function (GO): protein binding; RNA binding
Source: RefSeq, a predicted model, not a curated record
UUCCGGCAUUCUUCCGGUUUAUGUACUUCCCCACGCAAGUCUCAAGCUUCUUCCCUGGCUGAUAUGUUUUUAUUUUAGUUGGCAGCUUAGCGGUUGCUUGCUUGUAACAUUCUUGAUGAUCCCGCUUUGGGAGUUGGUAGGGCAGGUUCAGAAGAUAUGUUUUUGAUGACACCCUUGUAUUGUUAUACUAAGUAACAUAUCUUCUACUGAAGCAGAACCCGAGAGUUUUAAGGCUCUGCGCGUUUAUCAUAUACACACUGCCAGUGUUACAGCUCGAGGACUUUUAACAGUUGUGUUUUUGCCGAGUUCUAAAAUACUGAACACAUUUGGAUUUGGACGCGUUUGUUUGUAAUUUAGUUUAAAGAGACGGUUUAAUGGCUUUGAGGCAGACUCCGCUAACUUGCUCUGGUCAUACUAGGCCGGUGGUUGAUUUAGCUUUCAGUUGCAUUACUCCAUACGGCUACUAUUUAAUUAGCGCUUGCAAAGAUGGUAAGCCUAUGUUACGCCAAGGUGAUACAGGUGACUGGAUUGGCACAUUUCUGGGUCACAAAGGUGCUGUCUGGGGUGCUACAUUAAAUAAAGAUGCUACUAAAGCAGCUACAGCAGCUGCAGACUUCACAGCCAAAGUAUGGGAUGCUGUUACAGGUGAUGAAAUGAUGACAUUAACCCACAGACAUAUUGUCAAAAGUGUGGAUUUUACACAGGAUAGCAGUUCUCUGUUGACUGGUGGCCAAGACAAAGUACUCCGAAUUUAUGACUUGAACAAACCAGAUGCAGAGCCCGAAGAGAUUAGUGGCCAUACAUCUGCUAUUAAGAAAGCAUUAUGGUGCAGUGGAGACAGACGUGUCCUUUCAGCAGCAGAUGACAAAACAGUUCGUCUCUGGGACAGAGCUGUUGUGUCAGAAGUGAAAUCCAUCACCUUUGGUUCCUCCGUGAGCAGCAUGGAGUACAUUGCAGAUGGUGAAAUCCUUGUAAUAACUUAUGGGAAGACAAUAGCUUUUUAUAAUGCUCUGAGCCUUGAGCUAAUCAAAUCAUUUGAUGCGACUGCUCCAAUCAACUCUGCAUCUCUUCACCCAGAAAAGGACUGUUUUGUUGCAGGUGGUGAUGACUUCAAGGUCUACAAAUAUGACUAUAGUAGUGGGGAAGAAUUAGAGUCGUACAAAGGACACUUUGGUCCAAUCCACUGUGUAAGAUUUAGUCCUGAUGGAGAGUUGUAUGCCAGUGGUUCUGAGGAUGGUACUCUGAGACUGUGGCAAACAACUGUGGGGAAGACGUACGGUCUUUGGAAAUGUGUACUUCCUGAAGAACUUGGAUCUGAGAAUUCUGAUGCCAUCUAUAGCAGUACACCAGAGGUGAAAGCUUGAAUCAUGUUCAUGCUUGAGAAAUGCACAGACCUUUAUUUUACUUGAAAAACUUGGAAAUAAGAAGGAACAUCAAGUAACAGCAGAAGGGACCGUUUCCUGAGUUAUUGUUCCCAAGCACAGAAAUAGUAGAUUAUCAUGCUAAGAUGCAUUGGUUGUUUCAUCUGACUGGAGGUCAUACUCCGAGAACUACAGUAAAAAGGCACAUAUUGUGCAGUGAAACUCGGUCUGUUUUUUUGAGUAUGUUCCCACAUUGUUCCUUUGUUUUCUGGUAUACUGUAUAGGUGUGUUUUAUGUUUUAAAUAUAAACACCAAAUUAAUGUGCCUGCCACAUCAAGAUUUUUCUUUAUUUGGUAGGAUUUUUCUUUUUAAUUUGGUUUUUAAAGGAGGGUGCAUGUGGUAUAGCAUUUGUGCUAGCCUGAUUUUUAUUUUUUUCCCCUUUCUUACGGCACUCUUGUCCAGUGUUCCUUUCUGAAUAAAGUAUGUGAAAUAAUUGUCUGUGAUUUCUGAAAGCUAGGUGCAUAUAUAUUUCCAGGAGCAGGGCAAACACAAUAAAAAAGCCUGUAACUGAAA